Messenger RNA from Melampsora larici-populina 98AG31, 708 nucleotides. RefSeq lists its product as uncharacterized. NCBI's taxonomy places the organism in Eukaryota, Fungi, Basidiomycota, Pucciniomycetes, Pucciniales, Melampsoraceae. The transcript is spliced from 4 exons. The record is from RefSeq and is a predicted model, not a curated record. Bases 1 to 708 code for a protein of 235 amino acids.
AUGUGUCUAGAAGCAGCUCCGCCCACUGGCACGUUGCCUCAGCCUCUGCUCUUCCGCACUGCCCCAGCACCGUCUACACUGGCAGCCCUUGCCCUACCUCAUCGUCCUAGCCCGGUCGACACUGGUUGGGGUCGCCCUCUCCUUAGCCUUCGACCAAGAGGCGUCGCGGCCAAGCUGGCCUGCCCGCCACCGGCAUCCACCACAGCUAUUGCCCAGCCUAACCUGUGCCUCGCAGUGGCGCCCCCCGCAAGCUGCACUAUCCCCGUAGUCAGCCAUCCAUCAAGACAUUAUAAAACCCGGAGCACGCACCUUUCAGCUGUCCCCUCGCAACAUACGAUGUCCUCCUCAAACAACACCACCCAACUUCCGGAAGCCAAUACCUCCAUCACAGUUCACAAACCGCGGCCAGUGGUCAUCGAACACGCCGUUUGUCCAUCUGUGACCUACAACGCCUCACAUUUCGAACAGGUCGCACGCUCACAAUAUCACCACUUCCACGGCAUUGUCAAUAUGACAAUUUUAAGCGCGCUUCAAUACCACCCGGAGCAAUUCUACACCGUCAUAGAAUUCCAGAGGCGAGGUCCUCCCCACCUUCACAUAGCUCUACUCAAUGAGGACCACCCUGGUUCCCUCUGUUCCAACAUCCACGCAUCCCCCAACUACUGCUCUCACGUUGUACUACAUCACCUCUUAGCUCUUGUUGAAUAG